AAAGUACACGGUUUUUGAAGUUAUAUACACAAAUAGACAGAGAGAGAGAGAGAGGAGAGGAGACAGAGAGAACAAGUUCUGGAUCAGGGUGCUUGCUAGAGCCUAAAGAUUUGCUUUUGGUUACUCUGGCUCUUAUAAAUUGGAAAUUAGGCUAAUAGAAGUAGUAAAAGACUUCUAUUUGUUGCAAAAUUUCUUCUUUGUGAUUCGGAAUUUCAGAUCAGAGGACCCUAAUUGGCAAGCCGCACUAAAGAUUCUAGGACCUUGUUGCCUUGAUGUUGAGGAAACUACAUCUAGGCGAUGCUUUCCCAUGAAUGUGGAAGAAUUGUUGUGUUUUUAGUAGGAACAGAUGGAUUAUAAGUUACAACCUGUCAGCGGCCGAUCUCAGCUUGAAAUGGGGGCACUAAAUGGAGAAUCAGUACAUGAAUUGGAUGAUGAGAGUCCUUAUAGCCUGGAAAAAGAAACUUGCAAGUUGCGUUCUCCCAAAAUUGAACAUGGAUCGAGUUCUGGAAAUUCGCAAGCUAGCAUUAAUGUAAUGUUGUGGAAUGUGUAUAAGAGCAUAAAGAUUGUAGUUUUCUCAAAUAAACUCAACUUGCUGAUCCCUUUUGGGCCAAUAGCAAUUAUUGUUAAGAAACUGAAUGGUGGUCAUGCUUGGGUCUUCUUUCUAAGCUUAUUGGGUAUAACACCUUUGGCUGAGCGUUUAGGUUAUGCUACAGAGCAGCUGGCUUUUUACACCGGACCUACAGUUGGAGGCCUUUUGAAUGCUACUUUUGGUAAUGCAACGGAACUUAUUAUAUCAAUCUAUGCACUGAAAAGCGGAAUGGUGCGUGUUGUUCAGUUGUCAUUAUUGGGCUCAAUUCUAUCAAACAUGUUGCUGGUGCUAGGAUGUGCAUUCUUUUGUGGUGGGCUUGUUUGCCAUAAGGAACAGCGGUUUACAAAGGAAACUGCUGUUGUGAACUCUGGAUUGCUGUUGAUGGCAGUCAUGGGCCUACUUUUUCCAGCUGUUCUUCAUUAUACACACACUGAAGUUCAUUCUGGGCAGUCAGAGUUGGCUCUUUCAAGAUUUAGCAGUUGCAUCAUGCUUAUUGCAUAUGCUGCAUACCUCUUUUUCCAGCUAAAGUCUCAUAGGAAUCUCUAUGAUCCUCUUAAUGAGGAUGGGAGUCCAAUUGAAGAGGGCUUGAAUGACGAUGAAAGUGCUGAGAUCUCAAAAUGGGAAUCAAUAAUUUGGCUUUUCAUUAUGACUAUAUGGAUCUCGAUCCUAUCUGAAUAUUUAGUUCAUGCAAUAGAGGGAACAUCUAUUGCAUGGAAUUUGCCACUUGCGUUUAUUAGUGUUAUUUUGCUCCCAAUUGUGGGGAAUGCUGCAGAGCAUGCAAGUGCUAUUAUGUUUGCCAUGAAAGACAAGCUUGACAUUUCAUUAGGAGUGGCAAUAGGAUCAUCAACGCAGAUAUCUAUGUUUGGGAUUCCUUUUUCUGUAGUUGUUGGUUGGAUGAUGGGGCAACGUAUGGACUUAGACUUUCGGCUUUUCGAGACAGCAACGCUUUUCAUAACUGUCUUAGUCGUAGCCUUCAUGCUGCAGGAAGGAACUUCUAAUUAUUUUAAAGGUCUUAUGCUUAUUCUUUGCUAUCUGAUAGUUGCUGCAAGUUUUUUUGUACAUGAAGAUCCUUCUCAAGGAGAUGACAACCAACCAAAAACAUAGUCAAAGGAGCUAUUGAUUCAAGAGAUCGAUGAUCAAAAGCUUUGGUUCAUUCUAAUGUAUAUAUUUUGAAUUUUCAACCUUUACAUUUUUCCAACCUCCUGCUUGUGCUUGUCAGUGAAUGACUUGACCGGUAUCUUGAUGUUCUCUCUUCCUCAGCUACUUCUUAGAUGUCAAAUGUUCACUUGGAUCUGCAAGAGAGAAGUGUAUUAUAGAGAAUUGAGAUAUUUUUUUCUUCUUUUAAAAUAACUUGUACCUUUCCAUUUUGAUAUUAAGGGGCAUGCAUCCAACAAAAUUGAUUGGUUAUGUUGUA
Quercus robur (English oak) is the source of this 2003-nucleotide messenger RNA. RefSeq names its product vacuolar cation/proton exchanger 3-like. The transcript is spliced from 14 exons. Lineage: Eukaryota; Viridiplantae; Streptophyta; Magnoliopsida; Fagales; Fagaceae. Gene Ontology annotation, biological process: calcium ion transmembrane transport; intracellular calcium ion homeostasis. Gene Ontology annotation, molecular function: calcium:proton antiporter activity. Bases 347 to 1693 code for a protein of 448 amino acids. The record is from RefSeq and is a predicted model, not a curated record. Gene Ontology annotation, cellular component: plant-type vacuole membrane.